GUAUAAUCAUUUCAUCAGCAUAAGAGAAAGUCCUAAGCAAGUGUAGUACUAACCUCUAACCACCUUCAUCUCCUUAACUCCAUUUCUCAUCAUCUACAUUCUCGUCUACGUAUACAUAUUUUCUUCUCCAUAUACAGUAUAUAUACAAAUAAUUCUGCGAAGCUGUUACAUGUGAAAAUGGGGUUAUGUUUCUCCCGUAAGUCCACCGUUAAGAAGAAGAGUCCACCAGCGAAGCGUUUAACGUACCAAUGGUCCUCUAGAUUUCAGUCUUCCAAAAAUGAAGAUUCUUUCACCUCUCAGGAUCGAGCCCUGGCAGCCGCAAUUCUCUUCCAGCAACAGUUGCAAAACAACGGAGCUGGUGUUUCGUUUGAUCGUUCAACGUCGCUGCGGUAUUCCAAUUGUAAAGCUAAGAAGAAGAAUGAAGGAGCGCUGCCACGUUGCUCGAGUUCAAGGUCUCGCUCACUAACUGAUCCUCUGCUUCAACCUCACCAGCUUCUUAACAAGGAAUUAACCAUCGAUGAUUUAGAGACAAACCACUUUGUCCUUGUCCAUGGUGGUGGCUUUGGAGCCUGGUGUUGGUAUAAAACCAUUGCACUUUUAGAGGAGGCUGGAUUUAAGGUGACCGCAGUGGAUUUAACUGGUUCAGGCGUUCAUUCUUCUGACACGAAUAGCAUCACCAGCUUAUCGCAAUACGCAAAGCCACUCACUGAUUUUCUUGAAAAGCUUGUUGAUGGAGAGAAGGUGAUUUUGGUAGGACAUGAUUUCGGUGGUGCAUGCGUUUCAUUUGCAAUGGAGCUCUAUCCCUCUAAAGUUUCAAAGGCUGUAUUUGUUGCUGCAACAAUGCUCACUAGUGGACAAAGUGCCCUUGAUAUCUUCUCAGAAAAGAUGAAGACAAAUGACCUUAUGAGGCAGUCUCAAAUAUUUAUUUAUGCAAAUGGGAAUGACAAACCACCAACUGCCAUUGAUCUGGACAAAUCACUCCUGAAAGACUUAUUAUUCAACCAUAGUCCUGCUAAGGACGUCGCAUUAGCUUCUGUUUCAAUGAGGCCAAUUCCAUUCUCCCCAGUCCUUGAGAAGCUCUCUCUGUCUGACCUCAAGUAUGGUUCCAUCAGACGGUUUUACAUAGAAACAACGGAAGAUAAUGCUAUACCAAUAGCUUUACAACAGAGCAUGAUUAGCCAAAAUCCACCAGAACGGGUUUUUCAUCUCAAGGGUGCUGAUCACUCACCUUUUUUCUCCAAGCCGCAAGCCCUACACCGAAUUUUGGUAGAGCUCUCAACUGUUCCAUCAACAUGAAGCUGUCACGCUUUCAUAAAGUUAUACUGACAUGUUCCAAGUAAUUCAGGUGCUGCCUACACUUAAAAUUGCAUCAGCAUGUAAAGUUGCCCCUCAUGUAUACGCACAAUAUAUCUAGCUUAUUUGUUUUGUUU
This is a messenger RNA of Lycium ferocissimum, 1430 nucleotides long. RefSeq names its product putative methylesterase 11, chloroplastic. The record is from RefSeq and is a predicted model, not a curated record. The coding region runs from base 178 to 1296 and encodes 372 amino acids. Gene Ontology annotation, molecular function: methyl jasmonate esterase activity; methyl indole-3-acetate esterase activity. Lineage: Eukaryota; Viridiplantae; Streptophyta; Magnoliopsida; Solanales; Solanaceae. The transcript is spliced from 6 exons.